Messenger RNA from Neoarius graeffei (lesser salmon catfish), 1737 nucleotides. RefSeq names its product afadin- and alpha-actinin-binding protein-like. Lineage: Eukaryota; Metazoa; Chordata; Actinopteri; Siluriformes; Ariidae. The record is from RefSeq and is a predicted model, not a curated record. The transcript has 11 exons. Bases 1 to 1383 code for a protein of 460 amino acids.
AUGCCGCCCUCAAGGACAUACAGCCAAUCCAUAAGGCCCCCUCUGCCUUUUAGAGCUUACAGUGGAUCCAGUGUCUUCUGUACUGGGGAAAACAUCGCAGAGUGCAUGCAAUACAUCGGUAAAGAGCUGUCAUCUCUGGGCUUGCCAUCGAUUUUCUAUGAUUCAAAUAGGAAUCAAGAACUUGAUAUAAUUUUGAUCCUAAAUAACAUGUAUGAGCUGCUGCAGCUCCAUCACUUUGUUGUGGGAAGUGAGGAUGAACAUGAAGUGGCACAGCUUAAGGACCAGCUUGAACUUUCCAAGAAGGAAAAUGGCAAAUUAUGUAAACGAGAACAGCAGUUAGAAAUUAAUAUAAGAAAUUUACAAAAACGUUUGAAAACUGAAAAAGAGGAGGUUCAGAAGCUUCAGAACAUCAUUGCAAGCCGUGCCACACAGUACAACCACAGUUUGAAGAAGAAAGAGAGAGAGUUCAGCAGACUUAAAGAGCACCUCAGUCAAUUACUUACUGACAAGAAGGACAUGAAUCAGAGGAUGGAGGUUUUGAAUUAUGUUGAGAAGUCUGAUGGCUGGAGAGGACAGUGGAAAACUGGAAGGACAGAUGCAAGACAUGAAACUGAAGUGUGCAGGACUCUUCUAAAUGAGUUUGAUAAACGCCAGAGGGAGCUGAUGCUGGAAAAUUUUGAGUUGAAAAACAUGCUUCAGCAAAUGAAACAAGAACUGGUGGCCAUGUUAAGUCCAAAGAGCCACAUCCAAAGACAGAAGAACUACACUGAAUUCACAGAUCUGCAAAUAGAUGAUGAAGAGGAGACUUCUUUUAAAGGGACUUUAGAGAUGUCAUGUGAGCAUGCUCGCGAGAAGCUUACCAACAGCAUUCGGCAGCAGUGGAGAAAAUUGAAAAAUCAUAUGGAAAGCAUUGACAACAAAGCAUUUGUUUUGCAGUUGGGAAAGGGGGUCAGUGAGGAGAUGAUUUCUAAGCAGGUCCAUCAGGAAGAAACAGAGAGACUCAAAAUGGAGAUCCAGCAAUGCAUGGACUUCAUUCAGACUCAGCAGCAGCUCUUGCAGCAACAGCUAAAUACUCCAUGUGAUGAGGAGACUGCAGCUGUCCUGAAUGACUGCUACAUGUUAGAAGAGAAGGAACGCUUGAAAGAGGAAUGGAGAACUUUUGAGGAACAGAGGAAGAACUUUGAAAUGGAGAGGAGAAGUUUCACAGAGGCAGCCAUUAGAUUGGGGCAUGAGAGGAAAAUGUUUGAGGAGGAUCGUGCAACCUGGCUAAAACAUCAAUUUUUGAACAUGACUUUCACAGAGCAGAUGAGGACUCAUAAUGUCAUAUCAGAAUAUUCUGGUCAAGAACAGAAACACGUAUCGGCUCCCAAAACACCACUCUAGAACUGUGAGCAAAAGGAUAGUGAAAGCAUCCAGUGGGAUAUACUGACUGCAGAAAAGAUCUUGACUGAACAAGACAGAACAUCAGAACAAAAGAACAAAGCUAUGAAGGUGAUAUGCAAGCCAUCAAAUUUCCCACUAAAGGAAGGGGGGGGGGGGUUCCCCCAAAUGUGAUUAUGAUGUGGUAUUCAUGUGCCAUUGGCAAAGGUGGCUUACAUUUGGCAUACAGUGUCCUGCUUUGCUAUGGUUUUAGUAUGGUACAUUUUUGAUGCAGAUUCAUAGGACAAGUCUUAAGCUGCAUCAUGAAACACUUUGUUUCAUUGCUGUUUAAAAUGCACCAUUGUUCUACAUGAUAGA